This is a messenger RNA of Nyctereutes procyonoides (raccoon dog), 583 nucleotides long. It is a transcript of the gene RPL36AL, whose product is annotated as ribosomal protein L36a like. Gene Ontology annotation, biological process: translation. Gene Ontology annotation, cellular component: cytosolic large ribosomal subunit; ribosome. The transcript has 2 exons. The coding region runs from base 189 to 509 and encodes 106 amino acids. Lineage: Eukaryota; Metazoa; Chordata; Mammalia; Carnivora; Canidae. Gene Ontology annotation, molecular function: structural constituent of ribosome. The record is from RefSeq and is a predicted model, not a curated record.
GUGAAACCAGACUAGGCAGUCGCCGAAGAAGGGACUGCGGCGGGCCGCAGCGCUGGCCGCAGCCGAGCCGAGCCGGGAUACGCAGGAGCUAGAACAGGGAGGAAGGGGCUGCGAGGAGGAGUCCGCCACGGUGGCCGUCUCCGAGAGAGAAAAUUGGUUUUCGUCGUGCAGACAACGCCACUGCAGAGAUGGUCAAUGUUCCCAAAACCCGAAGGACUUUCUGUAAGAAGUGUGGAAAGCAUCAGCCUCACAAAGUGACCCAGUAUAAGAAGGGCAAGGAUUCCCUUUAUGCCCAGGGAAAGAGGCGCUAUGAUCGGAAGCAGAGUGGCUAUGGUGGGCAGACAAAGCCAAUUUUCCGGAAGAAGGCUAAAACCACAAAGAAGAUUGUGCUGAGGCUUGAAUGCGUUGAACCUAACUGCAGGUCCAAGAGGAUGCUGGCCAUUAAGAGAUGCAAGCAUUUCGAACUGGGAGGAGAUAAGAAGAGAAAAGGCCAAGUGAUCCAGUUCUAAGCUUUGCGAUUUUGAGAGGAAAAUGUUGACGCUGUAGAAUUACGCAUUUGAAAAUAAAUGCUGUGAUACUUUCA